This is a messenger RNA of Dicrocoelium dendriticum, 1232 nucleotides long. The record is from the annotation of a GenBank genome assembly. Lineage: Eukaryota; Metazoa; Platyhelminthes; Trematoda; Plagiorchiida; Dicrocoeliidae.
CUACACCGCCCUUCUCCGUAUAACAACAGGGGUACCAAUCUUCCACACUGAAACCGGCCGGGAAAAAUGGCAAGCUGACAGCACCAGUAGGAUUUGUUACCUUUGAGUCACGUGAACAAGCAGAAGAGGCGAUGACCAAACUACAAGGUGUUCGCUUCGACCCCGAUGGAAGUCAGCACAUGCGUUUAGAGUUCGCACGUACCAACACCAAAGUCACCAAACCGAAAUUUGUUGCGCCUGGUACGUUCACCACAGGGCCUGCAAACGCUGCCACAGCUGGUGCUGUUCCUGCCGCUCUGGGCGCGCAUGGGUGCUCGGCCACUCUGAUGGCUGGUGGGUUAUCGGGUCUGAUGGCCGGAAUUCAACCCUCGCUGUUCUCACAUUUCGCCAGCACCGGAGCUUCCAGUCCCUUUGAAAAUUCCUCUGCGUUAUUUGCUACACCGGAUGCCCUAGCAGCAGCUGCUGCAGCUCAAUGGACACCUUCCAUCGCCUCAGCUUACGAUAAUGCUUCGUACCUCGCUUCGGCUGCUGGAUUGCUUCAGGCAAACAACUUCAGAGCGAUUAUUCCGAGCAAUAUGAACUCAAGCGGGUUCAACUUUCCUAUCGGUCUCACCGCCACUUCAACAACACCAAAUCUUCAAAUAUUUCAGGCCGCAAUCCUUCAGGCAAACGCAGCUGCUGCGGCCGCUGCUCUAGGAUCUAAUGGCUCCACUUCGGUAACCAGCUGCUCUGGUCCAAUAUUAUCCGUAUCGCCACAACAUGCAGUGGCGCAGCAACAGCUUUCACCGGUGUCGAUCGCUGGAUCAAACGUUACUGGGGUAUCAACAUCCAGUCCCAUCAGUGUGUCAAGGUCGUCACCCGUCGUCGCUUCCCGUGGAACCGUACAGUCAGCAGUAGCAGGAAACGUUUGCCCAUUUCAGUCUCCCGCCCAAUCGCAAAUGAAUUCGUAUAUCGCUCAGCUCCAUCAGCAACAGCAGCAGACGCUCGCAGCUGUCCAACUCGGCCAGCAGCAACAGCAUACUCCGUUUGCUCAGGCGCAACAGCAGCAGCAGCAGCAACAGCAGUCAGUAGGGUAUGCUUCCCAGCCAACCGGAUUUCCCAACCAAAUGACCGCUGCAGCAGCAAUUGGUCUGCUUGGAGGAUACAACUCCCUGGUGAAGGAACUAACCGGCGGAGAGGCAGCCCAACUACACUCUGGUUUGCAAGCAUAUCACCAGAAUGGUAGCUACUGA